CACCCCCGAAUCCGUCGCGGCAUGGCUCCCCAUCGACGCCUGUCGCCUCUCCGGUGUCCUAGAUUUCAGGAACAGGGGGACCAUGGACGAGACCUCCGCCGCCUCUCCUUUGAAGCUGCCUUGCUUUCAGAACGCAACCAAGGUCGUGCUUGAUCUAGAUUCUAUCGGCCUCACCCUGCCGCCUUCCGGCAUAUUUACCCGGCUCGCCGAGCUGGUGCUGACUAGCAUCCAUCUGCACGGUCCGUGUAGCAUCAGUGAUGUCGUCUCCUCAUCACGGUGUCCAUCUUUGCAGCGGCUUGUCGUCAGCAGUGUCAAGGGUCUGGACAAGUUCACAAUCCACUCAGAGUCUCUCCUAGAAUUGGUGCUGAGUGGUCUCCCUGGCUUGCACCAGCUCAAUGUCGUUGCACUGGCUCUGAAAGACUUAGCAGUACGGGGUUGCUUCACUGAUGCUCUCAAUCGGGGUCAACACAUUGCCAACAUCUCAGCCCCUCAGCUGGUGACGCUUGAUUGGAAGAGUUCUUAUGAUCCUAGCUCUGUCCAGCUUGGCGAGAUGGCACAUCUCCAACAGCUGACAACGCAAUAUUUAAUUGUAUAUGGACAAUAUGUAUUUUCUGCACAUAAUCGUCAUUGCUUGAUGCUUCUGCAGCGCUUUGACCACAUCAGGAGACUUGUUCUCUACCUUGUCUAUGCACCGCUUCAAGUCAACGGCCGAUUCUUGAUGGAGGAGAUGACAAACUUUCCUAACAUUACCAGCUUGACACUAAAUGUAGUGGCAUGUAGUCAUUCCUUUGGAGCCAGCUCAUUCCAUGUUCUCAGUAUGUCUAGUGGCGUAAGAGAGCUGGAGAUUAGACUUGUCGACCUGCCGAGCGAACACGAGGUAACACUAUUCUUAGUUUGUGGCAAAUCCUAGUGACGAGAUGGCCUACUCUUGUUGGUCAGGGUUAGAUACUGACGUGUUGCUUAUCAAGCUUGACGAAGUAAUUAAU
Molecule: messenger RNA, 986 nt
Organism: Triticum dicoccoides
Lineage: Eukaryota; Viridiplantae; Streptophyta; Magnoliopsida; Poales; Poaceae
Exons: 2
Coding region: 83-910 (275 amino acids)
Source: RefSeq, a predicted model, not a curated record